AUGAAUCCUUCCAUAAUUUCCUCAUCGUCAAUAUUAAGAGAUUUAAUCGUUAAUCCUAAUACUAUAGAUUAAAAUUUAUUGUGUUUAAUAUGUUAAGAAUUAGUUGUUGAUCCUAAGGAGUGCAGUUAAUGCCAAAAUCUAUUUUGUUCAGAAUGCAUUACAUAGUGGCUAGAAAAGAGAAAGAGUUGCCCUUAUAAUUGCAGUAAGGAAAUUGAAUUGAAGAAUCCUCAUCGCAUAGUCAAAAACUAAAUUUCUUAAAUAGAAGUAAAAUGUGUAAAUAAAGGCUGUGAUCUAUAAAUGUAAAUUUAGAAUAUAGAUUCCCAUCUGCAACAAUGUGAGUACUAAGAAAAACAAUGUUAAUUUGCUGAUUGUGAUUUUAAAGACAUUUAAAAAUAAAUAAAGCAUCAUGAAUAAAUUUGUGAACACAGAGUAUAAAAUUGUUAGAAAUGUGAUGCAACAUAUAAAGUCAAUUAAGAACAUGAUUGUCUAGUCCAUUUACUUUAGAAAUUGAAAUUGUAAGAAGCGAACUUCUAAGCUUAUUAAAAGACAACUGAUUAAGUUAUAAUGGAUUUGGUUUCAAGACUUACUAAAUUAGAAGAUUCCUAAAAAGGACCCAAAAAACCAAAAUGUUUUCAAGGACAUGAAUUGAAAUGGAUUUAUCCUAAACAAGGAAUCUAAUGUGAGUCUUGCAAAUAUGCAAAUGAGAAUAUAAGAUAUGUUUGUGAAAUUUGCAGAGUAGGGUACUGCUAGAGAUGUAAGUUGCCAGAAUUCAAUGGAAACAUUUGUCCUGCUAAUCAUAUUCUAUAGUUUACGUAGAAACCUUCGUUUGGUUUGAAAUGCGAUUUCUGUAGACUGAACAUUUAUUCAAAACAUGACUCUGUUUACAGUGACCGAUCUUGCGAUUUUGAUAUCUGCAAUAGUUGCUUUUAGAAAUUCAAAUUACUUAAGUGA
Molecule: messenger RNA, 951 nt
Organism: Paramecium tetraurelia
Lineage: Eukaryota; Ciliophora; Oligohymenophorea; Peniculida; Parameciidae
Exons: 3
Source: RefSeq, a predicted model, not a curated record